Messenger RNA from Adineta steineri, 1764 nucleotides. The record is from the annotation of a GenBank genome assembly. Lineage: Eukaryota; Metazoa; Rotifera; Eurotatoria; Adinetida; Adinetidae.
AUGAAAUUCGAUACAUUUCUUGCGACAGUUGAUGAUUGGGGUAAAUUUCAAAAGGUGAAAUAUACACUUAUUUGUCUAACGUAUAUGCUCCCAUCAAUAAUGGUAUAUACAUAUACAUUUACAGCUGCAACACCAAAAUUUCGUUGUGUAAAUCCAGAUAAUAUAACACAAGAUGAAUAUAAUCAAUUAAAUAAUAAUAUUUUCAAAGCAAAUUUUCAACCAACAAAAGAACAAUGUGAAGGUACUGAAAAAAAUCUUGCAUUAAGUGAAUGUCAACGUUGUUAUAUACAAUCAAAUGAUACUGAUAAAAUCUCAUUGAAAAAAUGUAAUGAAUAUGUUUAUGACAGAAAACAUUAUAAACGAACAUUAGUUGAAGAAUGGACAAUGGUUUGUGAUCGUUCUGAUUAUCGAUCAAUAGUACAAAUAGUAUUUUUUAUUGGGUAUAUGGUUGGUUCAAUAUUCUUUGGAGCCUUAGCUGACAAAUACGGUCGUCGUCCUAUAAUGAGUGUUAGUUUUAUUUUAAUGAGUAUAUCCGGAUUUUUAUGCGCAUAUGGUCCUCAAAAAGCAUAUGGAGUUCUUCCAUCGUAUAUUAUAUUUAUUAUCGCACGGUUUCUAUUAGCAUGUUCAACACGAGGAAUUUCCGUAUCUGGUUUUGUUCUUGGUUCAGAAAUAGUUGGACCAAGUAAACGUUUAUUAACUGGAAUUGUUAUUGAAUAUUUUUUUGCAUUUGGCCAACUUUUUCUCGUAUCGUUUGCAUACUUUAUUCGUACAUGGCGAGCAUUAACAGGAGCUAUAUCAUUAUUUACUGUACCAUUUAUAUUCUUCUAUUUUGUUUUACCUGAAAGUCCUCGAUGGCUUAUUAGUAAAGGCCGAUUUGAUGAAGCAGAAAAGAUUUUACGACGUAUUGCAGUCGAUAAUAAACGAAAUUUUGAUCGAGAUGCUUAUCAACAAGUUAAAGAUGAACAAGAAAAAAAUAUGUUGGAUAAACAUAAUCAAGAAGGUGUAAUGGGUUUAGUUAAAUCAAAAAUUAUGUUUAUUCUUAGUAUGAACCUUUUUUUUCAAUGGCUUGUUCAAAAUUUAGUAUUUUAUGGUGUUUCACAAAAUACUGGUUCAUGGGAUUUAGAUCCAUAUUUAUCAUUUACUGUUAGUGCAUUUGUCGAACUACUUGCCUAUGUUUUAGUACAUUUAAUACUUGAUCGUGUUGGUCGUAAAAUACCUUACUGUUUAUUUGUUCUACUCUUUGGUAUUGUUGCAAUACUUGUUUUACCGGUACAAUAUUUAUUGACAGCAAAUAGCACAGCUCAGUCAGCUUUAAUGAUUAUAAUUAAUGUUUCAUUAAAGUUUCUUGCAUCGGCAUCUUAUGCUAUUAUAUAUAUUUAUGCUAAUGAACUUUUUCCAACUAAUGUACGAAAUACAUGUAUGGGAAUAUGUUCAAUGGUUGCACGUAUUGGAGCUAUAAUAGGAACAUUUUGUAAUGGUUCAUUAACUCGUAUUUGGAUACAUUUACCUAUACUUCUUUAUGGUAUUGUUUCGCUUAUAGCUGCAUUUUUAGCUUUAAUGUUUCCUGAAACAUUAAAUAAACCAUUACCACAAACUUAUGCAGAUGUGGAACGAAUGAUUUCAAUUGGUUUUCGAAGAGGAAAACCUGAAAGUAUACUUAUUGAUGGUAUAGAACAUGAAGGUCAAUUAUUAACAAAGAAUUAUGAAGAUAAUACAAUCAAGGAACAUUUACAGGAGAAUGAUUUAAAUGAUAAUAAAUUAUAA